This is a messenger RNA of Anopheles nili, 1832 nucleotides long. RefSeq names its product fibrillin-2 (gene slow). Gene Ontology annotation, molecular function: signaling receptor binding; calcium ion binding. Gene Ontology annotation, cellular component: extracellular region; cell surface. Lineage: Eukaryota; Metazoa; Arthropoda; Insecta; Diptera; Culicidae. Gene Ontology annotation, biological process: anatomical structure development. The record is from RefSeq and is a predicted model, not a curated record. The coding region runs from base 497 to 1684 and encodes 395 amino acids. The transcript is spliced from 8 exons.
CGCGUGUUUGCGUGUUUGGCGCGCAAAAGAAGCGGUUUCUCGAGAAGAUUGGAGUCCUCCGCAUUAAAAAAAAAAGAAAAAAACAGGCACAGUGCGAAACGCGACCACAAAGCGCUGGUUGUGUGCGUCCUUGCGUCCUCGAAAGCGAUCCUUAGUGUGUAAAUUAAUUGCAUCGCAAAUUAGCGUCCGCCAAAGGAGUGCGUAAGGAGCGCGCGAGCGAAACCACCGUGCGUUCCAGGUGCGCGAAAGAUCCUGGUCUGUCAGAAAUUGGGUGCGAAAGAGUGAACGAGCGCAGGUAAUUGCGACCCCCGUGGCGCCUUAUUUCCCGACGAAACCGCGCGUAUUGAUCGCGUAAUCUCGCACUAACGAGGGUUCGCAGGAACGCAGGAUUCGCAAACAGGAGGCAGCAAAAGGAAAAAAAAAGUUAAAAAGCGAAAGCCUCACAAGGCGCCGAAGGGUUUAAGUGCAGUGCUAGUAAUAAUAGAGGUCGCAAACGAUGGGUCGGAAAUUGGCGCACCAUCUGGUGCUGGGGGCCGUUGUGCUGACGCUGGCUGUCGAAAGUUUCUCGCGGGCAUCACAGGAGCACGGUGAUUAUCCCGCUCAGCACCAUCUGAGAAGGCAACACCAGCACCAGCAACAGCACCAGCAACAGAACCAACAUCACCGGCAUCGGGGAGAGCUGGCUCGCACUCGGAACCAAACGUCCGCCGGCUACUCGCUAAUAAGUGGCCCCGGGAACGGUAAUAGCUGGACCGAUUAUCGGCCACCGGUGACCCAACUGCAUCAGCAUCACCAUCGAACCGUGCCACAACAGCACUGGCCUCAGCAGCAUCACGGUGUGCAUCGGGAAACGCCACCUCAACAUCGGCGCCAUCGCGCUCAGGCGCAUCCUCAACAACCCGAACAGCCGGAGGUGUGGCGAAGGACGUCCAACACCGGAACUGCAUCAACUGGAUCUGCAGGUCGUCCAGUCACCCGGAUGCUAACACGCAGUGGUACGAGUUCCUUCGGAAGCACGCGCCACGGCAACACCACCAGGAACAGAAACGUGUGCAUCGUUUACAUUUAUCGGAAGUCGGUGAUAAAGACGCACCAUCACGCGCCUUGUACGGAUCCGGCUAAUUGUCAGGGACUUCGGACGUAUUCUGCCCCGGUGGCCAAACGGGAGGUGUGUUGUCGCGGCUGGGACACAACGACGACCGUUUCUGACGGCUGUUUCAAGCCCAUUUGCCUGACGCCAUGUCGAAAUGGAGGCCAGUGUAACGCACCGGAUCAGUGCUCCUGUCCGGCCGGGUUCACCGGCAAGUACUGCGAGCAGGACGUGAACGAGUGCAAGGAGCACAAACCGUGCGACCAAACCUGCUACAACACGGAGGGUUCGUACUACUGCACGUGCCGCGACGGCUUCAUGCUGCAAAGCGAUCGGCAAAGCUGCAAAAGGAUCGAUGAAGCGAACGACCUUGCCACGGAGGCUCGUGACAUGGAGAACGAUCUCGAUGUGGACUACGACAGUCUAGACAUUCGGUUGAAGAAGCUAGAACAGAUGAUGAGUUCUCGCGACGACAGACAGGAGCUUAACAAAAAGGUUCAGUACACCAUGGACGCGGUGUCGGUGUUAAAAUCGCAAGUUGCGCGAUUGACGCAACGGUUGUAUCCUUCGGACUACGGCAAUCGGGUUCACUGAUAGCGCAUCGAAGGGAUUGACCACCGCGAGCCAUGCGUGCCCGCGAGAACUGCCGAUACACAGCUUGCAACCUUAGUUAACCUGCCGCGCUAUGUACUGUAGAAUGAAAGUCUUACAUUUAUUGUCCUUAAAACGCUAUUGCUCGAGU